Cryptomeria japonica (Japanese cedar) is the source of this 1283-nucleotide messenger RNA. RefSeq lists its product as uncharacterized. The coding region runs from base 97 to 960 and encodes 287 amino acids. The record is from RefSeq and is a predicted model, not a curated record. The transcript is spliced from 7 exons. NCBI's taxonomy places the organism in Eukaryota, Viridiplantae, Streptophyta, Pinopsida, Cupressales, Cupressaceae.
AAGAAAAAUCUCUUAUUUAAACUACGGAUUAAAAAAUCUAUCUAAACUUAAUUUUUGAUAAAAUCUGAUAUUUGUUAAGCUGACUGGUAGCAGAUAAUGGCUCUGAUUUAUGCACGUCCAAUUCAAUUGUGUAGUACGAAAUUUAGACCCCCAGCAACCUCUCAUGGAAGAAUAGUGGCCUCUGCAUCUAAUGAAAGCCCAUUCAAUAUUGCAGGGACAGCCCAAAGGAGAAGACAGUACUCACUACCAGUUACUCUUGAAGAAAGUGUGAAUCAGGCUAAGUUAGCAUGUAGAUAUGCUAUAAAAGAUGGAUUGACAAGGCUACAGUUGGAAGUUCUCCUUCCAUUGAUUGGAGCAACUGACCUUGAUGAUUGGCCUGGUGGAAUACAGCAGCAGUUCAAGGCUGCAAUGCCUGUUGUAUCAUCCCUACUAAAUGGAUUAAUUGAGGGUGAAGCUGCUGCUGAUGAUAGUGCAUAUCAGAAAUAUUUUUUAGAUGAGGGUGACGCAACUGGUGUGUGGGAACAAGCCAAGAUUGCAUUAGUACUGUUCCCAACUGCAGAAUCUUUACCAAGCAUUGAAAAUCUAGCAAAAGUUAAUGACCGCCCUUUACUACUGCUCAAUCCUCAAUGGCAAGCUGGUCAGGUAAUCUCUGAUUUUGGAUUUGGUGAGCAACGAAAACAAAGGGAGAAGUUUGUUCAAAGUUUUUCAAAUGUAUACUUCUUGAAACAGAUACGCAUCUUGGGGGAAGAUGUACGCUUGUUAAAAAGCUAUCCUGGAAUCUGGCAGGUUUUUGUAAUAGAAAAAGGAGGCAACAUCGAAUGCAUUGCAACUGAGGAGGAAAAGCCAUCAUACAAAAGGCUUCAAGACAUCUUGAAAGAAAGGAAAGGUGGUGUUGCAAAUAAAGGAUGGUUUGGGAGGCUCAUGGAUGAACUAAAGUUCAAUCAGGAUUCAUUAAGAUAGAUAAUAGUAGAAUUUGAACAAUUUUCAUGAUUGAAAAUAAUUUUGGCCAUCAAAAUAAAUGUCCUAUUAUAACUGUAGAGAUUAUCAUUGUACCAAAAAAGAGUUUCAAAAGCAUCAGUCAGAUUACAUUCUAAUUAUUUGCUUUGAAAUAAAAUUGAAGAGGAUUUCUCAAAUUUUAAAAGGAAGUACUCCAAAGUGUCAUAAUGCUUCCAUGUCUUUUCAUAUUUAGCUAGAGAAAUAUCUAUUGUAGUCUUCCACAUUUGAUUGGUAUAUGAAGACAAGCUUUAGUUUUGCAAGUUAAUCAAAACUUGAUAUUUUUGUCU